This is a messenger RNA of Daucus carota subsp. sativus, 1125 nucleotides long. RefSeq lists its product as uncharacterized. NCBI's taxonomy places the organism in Eukaryota, Viridiplantae, Streptophyta, Magnoliopsida, Apiales, Apiaceae. The record is from RefSeq and is a predicted model, not a curated record. The transcript is spliced from 6 exons. Bases 192 to 893 code for a protein of 233 amino acids.
CGAUACUAUCAACGCUUUUUACACGUUUUAUAUGCGAAACCGCCAAGUCAAAGACGCCGUGCUUAAACAAAUCACUUCCAACUGGAAGCAUUUCACGACACAUAAUCUACGAUAUAUACAUAAUACAUCCACUCCACACAACAAUCUCAAGAUAUCUCCAUUCAGUUGACACCACAAGAAUCAAGAACAAAAUGGGCAGCGAAGCUGAGAUCAUAGAGCCAAGAAAGCCAAGAUUCUUGUGCCUUCAUGGGUUCAGAACAAGUGGGCACAUACUCAAAACUCAGCUCAAAAAAUGGCCUGAAUUUGUUCUUGAUAAGCUUGAUUUAGUCUUCCCAGAUGCCCCUUUUCCCUGUGCUGGCAAAUCUGAGGUUGAAGGGAUUUUUGACCCUCCUUAUUAUGAGUGGUUCCAGUUCAACAAGGAGUUUACGGAGUAUACUAAUUUUGAUGAGUGUCUUGAGUAUAUUCAAGAAUGUAUGAUCAAGCAUGGACCUAUUGAUGGGCUGCUUGGUUUUUCACAGGGAUCCAUAUUGUCAGCUGCAAUGCCCGGGUUACAAGCCAAGGGUUUGGCUCUUACAAAAGUGCCAAAGAUAAAAUUUCUUAUUAUAAUUAGCGGUGCUAAGUUCAAGAAUGAAGCUUUGGCUGAGAAGGCAUUCUCAGAGGCGGUUAGUUGCCCAUCGCUGCACUUUUUAGGUGAGACGGACUUCCUAAAACCACAUGGGACUGAUCUUCUAGAAUCAUUCGUAGAUCCUGUUGUGAUUCAUCACCCUAGAGGGCAUACAAUACCAAGACUAGAUGAUAAGGGCUUGGAGACGAUGCUGAGUUUCCUUGAAAAGAUACAAAAGGAAGUUGCGAACCAGGAAGGUGAAGAGAAGUGCUUAGAGGAAGCUCCUUAACUUGCAGAAAUAUAUACAGUUGAGCUUAAUUUCAAAGCUUGCGUAGUUCAGUUUGUAUCAAUAUUAUUUGGCGACGGUCAGAACGUAGAAACAUGAAGAAAUCAAGUAUCAGUUGACGUGGUCAGAGAUGUGAUGUAAGGUAUACUUUGGGGGCACAGAUUACUACUAUAAACGAUGUACUCCCAAUCAAACUUUUCAUCUUUCUAUAGAUAUUAAAGUCAAAUCCUGGAUC